AUGAUUCCAAAUGGGUCCAGAGCCAGCGCGGCAGAUAGCGCUCCGGUUUGGGGCUUUUCCAGACGCGAGAGACACGGCUGCCGAGCCGCCAGCGCCAGAGUCCGCCCGGCGGGAAAAGCCGCUUGGACCACAGCAAGUCCGAGGGGGCUUCCGCUCCCUCCGCUCAGCUCCGCAGACCUAUUGCCACUGAGAAACUCCUCUGGCUCCUGCCGGGUUCCGGGUUUCCAGCGGACCAAAGACGCAGCUUCUGCACACCCCAGAAGACAUCUUCAGACCGGGAACCGCUGCUGUUUUUUGUUUUCUAAGGGUCGACAGAUCGUCGUGGUUGUUCCCAAAACUUCUGUACUCCUUCUAACCCCUUCCCUCACCCCCCAUGGGAUGAACCGCCACAAAAUGGCGGUGGCCGCGUGGCGGGGGUCUUUGUCUCAUCACAAGAUGGACAAAGAAGUGCGGCAGGAACUCCUUCUUCCCAGGUACCCCCCCACACCAGUCCCUGACCCUCCUUCCCUUUGUCCUGACCCCUCCUCCUCCUCUCUUGCGGCAGACCAAACCCCUCCCAAGUGCUAUUGCAGGCCUCCACCCACAGCACUGCCCCUCCAGGUGGUUCCUUCAGCUCCACCCCUCGAGGUUGCACCACCCACUCCCACCCUGCUCCACACGGCAUCACCACACGGCAUAAGCCACUCCCACACAAACCUCCACCCCCGAGCAUCCGGACCCUGCCCCCCCGCCUCCAGUUUUCCCAGGGCCUGGCCUCUGGUUCCCAUGGCGACGGGAAAGGUGGGGAGGCCGAAGCCGGGAAACAGAAAGCAGGCAGAGAUUCAAACUCCUUGUUUCUCGCGCCAGUGUUGUACAACGCGAGAGGGCAAAGCCCCAGAUGGGAACCACUUUCAUAUGAAAGCAUAA
This is a messenger RNA of Vidua chalybeata, 906 nucleotides long. RefSeq lists its product as uncharacterized. Lineage: Eukaryota; Metazoa; Chordata; Aves; Passeriformes; Viduidae. Bases 1 to 906 code for a protein of 301 amino acids. The record is from RefSeq and is a predicted model, not a curated record. The transcript has 3 exons.